Molecule: messenger RNA, 18540 nt
Organism: Spirodela intermedia
Lineage: Eukaryota; Viridiplantae; Streptophyta; Magnoliopsida; Alismatales; Araceae
Source: the annotation of a GenBank genome assembly
AUGGUGGGAGAUGGAGUCGUCAGAGGAGGCGGCGGUGCUCGGGAAGAAUCAGGUAAUGUAGCCGGCGGCGCAGUCUUCCCUCCCUCGUCCGUCUCCUACGCUUACGAGUGGCAACGGCGGAGGAGGUGGCAGCAGUUGAGGAGACGGGAGACGUGGCUGGUGCUGGUGGGAAUUGUGCUUCACGCAGUCUACAUGCUCAGCAUCUUCGACAUCUACUUCAAGAGUCCUGUUGUACACGGCAUGGACGCCGUGCCUCAGCGGAUCUCUGCCCCAGCGAAGCGGCUGGUCCUUCUCGUCGGCAAGUCCUUUCCGCCUUCGUCUCUUUGAUUCCUCUGCAACGUAGUUUGUUUUGGAUGGCACUCUUCUCCAUUUGGACGAAGAGGAGGUGACUAGUUAUGGCUUUUGCCGUCUUAUGGGCUUAAUCUUCUUUCUUCUCCAUUUUUGAUGCAGCCGACGGCCUCCGUGCUGACAAAUUCUUUGAGCCGGACUCUGAGGGGCAUUUCAGGGCCCCUUUCCUCCGGAGAAUCAUAAGAGAGAAGGGUCGCUGGGGGAUAUCCCAUGCACGACCUCCCACAGAGUCGAGGCCAGGUCAUGUCUCCCUUAUUGCAGGCUUCUAUGAAGACCCGAGUGCUAUUACGAAAGGUAAUCUUAGAUAAAAUACUAUCGGUUGUGCUAUUUUGAUUCUUUGUUCCUUUUGCGGGCUCGAUUCGUGGAGCACUAACUGUGACCGCGAUGUAUCUGUCACUAAGGAUUUAUCGUCCCUUUCAGGAUGGAAAGCUAAUCCUGUGGAGUUUGACUCCGUUUUCAACCGGAGUAGACACACAUUUGCCUUUGGUAGUCCUGGUGUUGUUCCAAUAUUCUGUGGGAAUCUUCCUCAUGCCACCUGGGGUUCCUAUCCGCCUGAGUUUGAAGAUUUUGCAUCAGGUUAGAAACCAAUUCACUUGAAAUGCUUUUGAAAAGGUAAAUUAUGAGUUAAAUGCUGCAGUUGAAUGACAACCAUUUGGCCUCUCUGUGGUGUUUUGCGAAUCUGUAUAAGUUUUCUCCAGUCAUGCUCAAGGUUCGUUAUUUCAUGUCCAUAUAUCGCCUAAGAAAGGAAAAUUUGCAAGUCAAAUUGUCUUUUGAGAAAAUUGUCAUUUACAAAAAUAGGUGCUAAAGUCGACUAAAGUACUCUUUGUAGUUCUUUGACGUUACAAGUGCAAUCAACAUCUGGGAGAUGAUAGUUCUUUCUCUCAGCAGUACAAACUGUUUAAUGAGUCAUAUAAUAAUAUUUUUCAUGUGUUCUAAAUGGAUAUCAUUUGAAAACACAUGAAUAUCCACACAUAUUUGAAAUUGAAUUUCUUAAUGAAAUGAUUUAAAAUCUUGAACGUCAUACAUGUACUUAGAGAGUAGAGCCAUGGCAUUAUAGAAAAAUCAUCUGCAAAGGUGGUGAAGUUCCUGAAAACAGAUGUAGAAGAAGUCCAACCUGGAGUUAAGACAUCAGAGUGGAGUAAUCCAGAAGAUGAAGACUCUGAUUACCUACGGAUCACUCAUCAAAGAAAUUAUUGCUCACUAGACCCCCGUCCUCCACUUAUCUUAAUAAUUUGAAGAUCUCGCAAAACACAGUGAGCAGUAACAAAUGCGACAGAAUAAUAUUGAGUCUUCAUUAGUUGAAUAAAAAACAAUAAAUUUACACAAGGGGAAUUAGGAGGAGAAAGGUAAAUGAAGAAACAGUAACAACUCCAUUACAGAUCAAUGCUGGGUACCCAUUUAGGAAUUGAAACAAUUUGAAUAGCUGUUUUGUUGUAUGUUGGAGGAAAUCUGGAUGGGUUACCUGUCAUACUGGAUGAAUAGCUCAUUGCAAGCUAGCAUGUAAUAUGCUUUUUUAACAUAUUUCAGAGUCAAGGAUGGUUUGACCACAGAGAGAUUGUUGAUAUGUACCGACCAAUAACAAUGCUUUAAGUAUUUGAUUUCUAACUUACUAAUAAGCAAAUGAACUGCAUAACUGAAGAAAAUAAGAAAUCGAAUUUCAAAUAUGCCUGAACCUUUUUAACGUCUUCUUUCAAGUCAAAAGAGUAGCUGAGGCAUUGAGGACCAUUCUUUGUAUUCUUCUGAUCCGAAAGUGAGUUUUGAUUUCCUAUCAACAUGGUAUUAGUGUUUGUGAUUCUUUUUACUUUUAUCGGCUAAUAGAGUUAGUCCUCGAUUACAUGUUCCUAAAAAAUACACAAGAAUACAGAAAAAAAUAAUGUACAUGUCGAACACAAAAUAAAGUGCUUACGUUGAAUUUUUUCCAAAAGAGUGAGGUGACAUAUGGGCACAGAAUAACAUACCUUGUAGCAUUUUUUUUCAGUUUUAGGCAUGUGAAAAAGAGAAUGAAUGUGUAUUUGUGUUCUAGGAAGAUGAAAUAACGCUAGUAUGAUGCAGUGAUUAAGUGAAUAAAGAUUUUUUUUUUGACUUUUCCAUUCCUGAAUGUUUUGGCUUCUGGACCAACCUCUGGUCUUUGGGCGUUCUCACAACAGCAUACUUGGAAUGCCUUUUGAUGGGUGGAAACAUCUAGGGGUGAUCUUUUCUGUAGAUAUUCUGUGUACAGUCCAAUGGGAAGAGGUUUCUCAAUUUGGUUAAAUUGUUAAUUAUGAUGUUGUCAUAAUUCUGAUAAGGUGCCCGUUGUUACUUUUAAAUUGACUUGUUUGAAUAACUUCUGCUGUUCAUUUCGGUCAUGUGUCUAAAAAAAAUCGUAGGAUGAAAAAUCUGAGUGUUGUGGAAUCUGUAUCAGAAAGAUUAAGGAGUCAUCUAAUAACUUGGUAGGUUUUUUGGAUUUGGUUUUACCUGACUGAAAACGUUUGUUGCAGAUGCUUCUUUUUUGGAUCAAUGGUCUUUUGAUCAAUUUCAUGACCUUCUGCAUCGAUCACAUAACGAUUCGAAAUUGAAGCAGUUGCUUAUGCAAGAAAGAAUUGUUGUUUUCUUGCAUUUGCUUGGUUGUGAUACAAAUGGUCAUGCUCACCGCCCUCAUUCAACAAUUUACUCAAACAAUGUUAGAGUUGUUGAUCGUAUUGCUCAAAGAGUUCAGAGCCUUUUUGAAGAUUACUUUGGUGAUAAUCAGACAUCUUAUAUCUUUACUGCAGACCAUGGAAUAAGUGAUAAAGGUUUGAAAAACUUGCCUCUCAUUUAUCUCUUCUCCUUGUAUUCUUUUUUCUUGGUAAGUGGUCAUUGUUGUUUCUUCUGCUUUCACAUAUUGUUGCCAAGGGAUCAGAGCAUCCACAAGGCAAAUUUGCGAUGUCUAUGGUGGCUAAGCACUUAGGAAAGCUUAGUAUAUCUUUUUUCCUUUUUAGGUAGUCCUCUUGAAUGGACAAUGCCAUGACAGUCAUUUUUUGUGUGAAAUACUUUCUCAAAUUGUCAAAAACCAUAACAUUCUGCUUAUCAGUUCCGAAACCUGUGUGAUAUGAUGUAGAGUUAGCAUUUAUUUAGAACUUGGAAUAGUGACAUAAUUCAAAAUAAAAUCAAAUAGAUAUUGACAACAGAUUGAGCGACAAUUAUGGACAAAAACAUUUAUUUCUUGUUGUCGUAAAGUAGACAUUCAUGUGAAAUAAAGUUGUGAUUUAGAUUGUCUAUGACAACUUAUUGAUGAAGAAUUUGGUCGAGUGCGAAGUUUUAAACUUAAAAUCUGAAUUCUCGCAUGCAAGUGUUCCUUGAACUGGAUCACCAGUUUAAUAACCGGUGAUCCAGAGGGAACGUCCUGUGAGGAACGUCCUGUGAGGUCACCAGAUGGAACGUCCUGUGAGGAAGAAUAGAGAAAAGGCCAAAAGUGACCACCUUCUGAUACCAUGUUGAAAGGAAGAGGGGGAAGAAUGACGUGGAGGAACUUUCCUUUGUCACAUAGGACAGAGGGGAAGAGCCAGAAACCACCUCACUUUUCAUUGACAGUUGACACCACUUAAAUAGGGAGAAAAGCCUACAUGAUCUUCCCCAAUAUACCCUCAGGCUACAAGUUCUUAUGAUAACCAUCAUCAUGGUAUCAGUUCCCAUAGAUGAUACAUCUUUGCCUUGCAAAUUCCUAUGGUGUUGAAUUCUCAUUAAGCAAGAAAACUUGAAUUCAAAGCCACUUGCCUGAUCUACACACUCAGAUGCGCUGCAGCUUCAUUUAUAGCUAGGUGAUGCAUUAACAUUUGUUUAAAGUCAAACAUGCUUUUUGAUCUCUAUGUUCAAUUAAGUUGUAAAAACAUGUUCGAAUUUUCUUGAUUCAAACAAAAAUAGAAAGGGACCUUCUUGGCACCCACCUCUUACCUAUUUUUUCUUUUCUAAAUGUAUUGCUUCCAUUAUUUUCCAACAAGAAAAGCAUUUCUUUUGUCUUUCAUAUUCUUUGUGAAAUGUUAGAAAACUACUUAGGAGACUGCAAAUUGAAGACUCAUCUCUUACCAAAACACUGAAAUACAUCUGGGAUUUUAGAAAAGAUUGCUGCAUGUAAAGGAUAGUACAUUUGAUCCUUACAUCACCUGUUCACCAUUCUUAAGAAUUGCUAUUCAUUGCAUCUUUAUAAACAAUUUUUUUAAUAAAUUGAUUUCAUGCAAACUCUGUGAUAGCUUUUGUAUCUCAUAGCAAGCUUUCCAUCUCCAUUUGCUAAUCUUCAUGCCUGGAAAACUUGUUGAGAAUUCUAUUAGAAUUUUGUUUACCUAAAAAUAUCUGAGAUAUUCGUCCUUGUGUGUUUUUGGUCUUCCUUUCCUAAGAUAACUAUGAAAAUAAGGACUUAUGCCGUGCUUGUAAAAAUUAUAUUGUGUCAUAACAUCUCACAGAUUCUUUUUCAUGUUCUUUUCUUACACAACCAAGAAGAUGCACCCAUAAACUUAUUUUUCCACUCUUUUGCCUUGCAAUCUUGCCUUUUUCGGAUCAUUCCGGUGUCUUUUAAUAUGUGAUAAAGACAAUGAACUGGAAAAAGUGCUCAAACGUCUGUUUCCUUUUAUCUAUUGGUAGUUUUGUUAAUUUGGUAUAAUGAAGAGCGUUGUUGUUCUUAAUUCGUGCCACUCUAUCUAUGUAUUUAAUUUAACUAUCAUCUUGUGGAGUCAAUUGGAUAAUAUUUCUGUACAUCUUGUAACAUUAGAUUCAUUAGAAUUUUCUCUGUCUCAUUUCUCGUAUAUGCGACAAAAUGCUACAUGCACAAUCUAACAUGUCGAUCUUUUCGUUUUCAUGAAUAAGCGAUUAUAAAUCCGUAUUUCGCUAAUUUCCUGUCGUCAAUUGCCAGACCUUUUAUCCCUGUCAUCAACGUCAUCCUUUUCCCUUUCUUUCGUUUCUCCUAUUCAUGUACACUUGCAGUUAGUGCUGCAGUAUACGGUUAAAUACCGGCGAUUUUAUCCUUGAGUCUCCAUCACCAUUGUUUAGAUUUUCUCCCAAAUAAGCAUGUUUAUGCAUGUAAAAUUUAAAUCAAAGGCAUAUAUUUGUUAAUUCGUAUUUUUUUGGCCUAAUUUAUCCCAUAGCAGGUGGCAAUAACUUGCGUUAUUUGGUAUAUGAAUAUCUGAGUCUACAUGCAUUCCAUAUCCUCCAAAAUUUCAGUUCCCGUACCAUGCCUUUGCUAAUGCCAAAGACGUCUCAUAUGAUUGGAACCAAGUUUCCUUUGAAUACUUAGUUGCCAGAAGUGGAUUAAGGAUACUCAUGUACUAGAUGCACUGCCUGACUUAAAUUUUAAAUUCUCUUGAAUUUAUGCAUAGUCCAUAUCUCUUUUAUUUAGAUUUAUUUUUUGAUGGAGUAGUAGGAAGACUCCAAUCAUAUUCCUGAACAAAAAAUGUAAGAUGAUUAUCCGUGUCUGCUUUUAAUAUCCUGACAUGAUAAUUGUUUUACAUGCAGGAAGUCAUGGAGAUGGGCACCCCACGAACACUAACACUCCGCUUGUAGCUUGGGGUGCUGGCAUUCGGACUCCCAGUUUGUUGGCCCAUAAUAAUCAAUCUGAAUAUGGGCUUUCCUCUGUACAUGAGCACAUACAUGACAUGCCCACGCCUGCUAAAUGGGACCUUAAUGAUGUUGAAAGAGUUGAUUUGAAUCAAGCAGAUAUAGCACCUCUGAUGGUUUGAUUGAUUUCUCUUCUAACAUACUCUUCUGUUGGUCCACGAAACCGAUGUUGUUUCAUUAGUCAUUUUUCCCCUGAUGGAGCUUCAAAUUUCUCCAGGCUACUCUAAUUGGCUCUCCAUGUCCUGUUAAUUCUGUUGGAAAUUUGCCAUUAGGGUUCCUAAACCUGAACAAGGUUAGUCGCGAGUUUGCUCCUUGAAUGUAUUGGCACUGUUUUUUUCCAUAAAAUUUUAGUCUCUUGGGGAUGAUGUGGGACCAAUUUCAUGUCCUUUAAAUGAAAGACAACCCUUUUAGCAUGAAUAACUGAAUAUUUCUUUCGUGUUUAUCUUUGUAAAGCGAGAAGAAGCAGAGGCCACCUUGUCGAACACAAUGCAAAUUCUCAAUCAGUUCCUCAGGAAGUCUUGUAUCCUCGGAAGAAAUCGUUAUUGUUUUAAAAAUGUGCUACUUUUCUAUAUCUUCUUUUUGUGUUCGAGCAUAUCUGGCCUUACCAAAAUUUUGAAGGAAAAAAAAAGAAUCCAAACACAAUGACCCUCAUUAUCACAACACCACCAUUUCUUUUUCUUCUGCAUUAUAGAGUUUUAGUUAUUGUGCCUAUUAAGGGCUCAUGAUGACAAUACAAAUUUACUUAAUGGUCCCAAGUGUAUUCUGAAGGGAAGGGUGGUGCCUUGUUUAGAAAAAACCAACUUGCUUAAUUAAUCAUCUAAUCUGUUAGUUGAUUGCUGUAUUAUUUUGUUUGCUUUGCAAGUGCUGUUGUUUACUCACAAAUGAUUAUUUUGAGGUUCACUUUUGUGUGUCCUUAUCUUACUUUUAGACGUGAAGCAGUCAAGCUCAUUGUUUUUCAAGCCAUUUAAACCAUUAGAAAAUUAUCUAUCCAGUUUGAAGCAGAUUGAGGAUCUUAUCUUUCAGAGUGACUAUGAAGCAGCUUUGAGGAUGUCUCAGGAUCUUAGAAACUUGGCACUGGCUGGCUUGCAUUAUUUUCAAACUUACGAUUGGUUGAUGUUGAUGACAACCAUUACACUUGGAUAUAUUGGCUGGAUUCUCAAUCUUCUUAUUCAUAUCCUGCAGUCUUAUACAUCUCUGCAGAAACAUGUUUCCAUAAUUGUUGAUGCCAACCAAUGGAAUACCACAAAAAGGGUAAACUUUUGAACAUGUGACAAUAGUAUAUUUUCUCUGAAAUACUAUUGUUUUGUUUAUUUGGUAUCAGCAUCAAUGUUACACACUCUGUUGUGAAUAUAUUUAUAUUGGGUUUUGUGUUGAGAUUUUAUUCUACAUCUUUUGAAGUCUCUAGUCUCUUGGGAUUUGCUUCGGCAAAGAUUUUAUCCUCUUCUUUUUUGUUUAUGAGAAUAAAUGAUAGAUCUUCUGAUUUCUCUCUCAUAUAAGUGUUCAUGUAUUGUCAAGUUGACCGGAGCCUUAACCUGCUGUAGCUUGUGUGCUAUUAUAAUCUGGGUAUAUAAAGAGGAGGGUAAAAUAUUUUCAUUGAGCCCCCUAACAAUGCCUCAAAUUGGUGUUAUUGAGAUCUCUUUGCUGAAGUUCUUUGAAGCGAUUCUUUCUUUUAAUUUUUCUGGUUACAUAACUUGGCCAUCUUUUAAAAAUCAUUGCUGUCUUUUCAUCACUCAGUGUCAUUGAAAACUGUCACCGAUACACUCUUUUUUUCGACUUCAGCUUUUGCUUAAAACUUCUGAUUUGUCUUCCAGUCUACAUAAGUUUCCUACUCUUUCAUCUUCAUCUGCUAACUGGUUCUCUAAAUGCCUGCUCACAAAAACGUGACACAGCUGCCAUUUCAGAAGAGAAUGAGGUAGUAUUUCUCAAUUUCGCCGUUUUCUAGAUUAAAGAAUUUUGGCUUUUCUGGAGAGCUAGUGGGUAUUUUAUAUUUAUAUUUUGUAGUCAAUAGUUCUCUAUCAUUGUGGAAGGUUUCAUUGAAUAAAUAAUUUCGGCAUUAAAAAAAUUAACAUAAAUUUCGAUCACAAUUCGUUGGCUGGUUGUUUCAAGUCAUUCGGUUACUUUGCUAAAAGUCAUAGUGAGGAGCAAUCACCUAUUGAUCAUUAAUCAUGCUGACCUGGUGGUGGAUCAUCUUAUAAAGAUAUGUAGCCUAUCUUGUUAGUUCAAUCAUCAUUCUCAGGCCUUGGGUAUUGGGUUACGAAUAGGAGGGGACCAUUAUCUAGAAACUUCUUCCAACAACUUACCAUCCUAAACAAAUAUAACGACCUUUCUUGUAUGCAUACUCAACUGUCAACCUAUUUCAAUGUAAAGUGACCGGUUUUUGUUCACGCCUAUACGCACUUCCUAAUGAAAUGAAUGUUGAAGCAAACUGAUUUUACGCCCACAGGAAGUUCUUCACUAUUUCAUGGGAUUUCUCAUCGUGAGGAAAAUUCUACUAAAAUCACAUAAGAAGCUAGUCAUAUUUGAGAUAUCUUCAUGACGACUUUCACAAAAUAUUCACUAAUAUGUCCUAUUUAAAUUAAAAUGUGUUUCAUAAUUUGUCUACUAUAUUUUUUUUAAAAAUCAUGCUAUUAGCUUUCUUGUCCUGCAUGACUUGUAUACAUUUUUCACUCUGUUUAAUUCUAUUGUCUGAUAAGAUGAACAUAUAUUUUCUCUCUAUUUAGUAAAGUGAAUGGACUUCAAAUUUUUUGUGUUGGUAUUUUUGAUUGGAAAGUUAUUACUUUACUUUCUCCCUUCUUUUGAUCCAUCUCACAUUGGUAGCUCUUUACCUCAAGAAUCUCUUCAGGAUCCUUGUUUCUGGUGACAACCUAGAAAUUAGGUCGUGUUACAGCCACAGCGGACAUAGCCUCUUAACACGGGUUAAAAUAUUUGCCUCUCAUAGCCCCUGGAUGCAAAGUGAUGCCACUACAUGUAAAUGAAUGUUUGGUGACAUGUGUCUUAUUCUCUACAUCUAGUAUCGUUUGUUUAUAGGUUCUUUGGCCUAAACUGCACUAUUUGAGUACAUAGUGUUCCACUGAACGUACAAUUAGAUCAACAAUAUCUAAAUUUUUUCUCUAAAACUCAUACUAUGGUUCUACAUUGAAGAGAGUACUAUGUUCAAUAUCCAUAAUUUAUAUUUGGUGAAAUACUCACAUUAUUUACCUCGCAAUGAAGUUUGGUAAGCAGUUUAUGAUUCGGUGACACUAUGAUAGCAAUAUCCAUUGAGUACUUCGUGUGCGAUUGGGUGGGGAGCGAUUUUUUUUUUCUUGAAGCUAAACUCUAUCAUCCUUGACAGAUUUGGAACUUUUUGACUAGACAUGGAACAUAUUUUUUAUCGAAUUGUUGUGUAAAUGAUGGAUAGGGAAUGGAGUCUGGAAGCAAAUUGGGAGCAAUGGAAAGUUGUAGAGAUAUUUACAGAAUAUAUACUACAAUUAGCUUUUUGCGUUAAGAAACUUUCUGUUGCUUAGAUGAUUUUCAACUUUGGAAGUCUGUGGUUGUUAAUGCUCUCCUUUCUCGUUUGAAUCAGGUCUAUCUGGGUGCCUGUCUGUUGACAGGAUUGUAUUCCUCUGUAUUUCUUUUGGAGAAAUCUCCACUUCUUUACCAUGUCUAUUCUGCAACGACUAUAUUUUUAUGGGCACAGAUUUUCAGUAAUAUCCAGUUUAUAGCGACUGCAUGGAGGGGCUUUUCUGGGAAAAGAUACAGUACUGUUGUGAAACUAUGUUGUGCUUGUUUUGUGGCAUUAUUCAUUCUUGAAUUCUUGGUACGUAUAUUUCACUUUAUUACUCUUUCUUUAACGGAAAUUUAUAUGUUGUUCGAUUUACAAUUUAUGUUUUCUUCUUCCUUCAGGUCUCUAGUUUCUCAGAAAGGAAACUGUACACCUGGUGUUUCAUGACUACGGGAGCUGUUGCUGGGUCUUUUAUCUUUUUCUGGAGAAGGCCUUCUACGGGAAUCUUUUUAUGCGUUGCUUGCUGGUUCUUAUCCGGUUUUACCUUGAUGCCUGCAGAAAUUCCUGAUAACACGGGACUUGUGUCAGUUUCUCUCUGAAAUCUUCUUAUCAUAGGUUUUUUGGUAAUUUUUUGGAGUAGUAAAGUAUUCAUAUGAAAGAAGCUUGCAAGGCGAGCUAAGGUUUAGCCUCCCAAGUCAACUGGAUGACUUCGAGUCAUGGGAAAACUCUGAAAAUGUCGAUCUGUUUGUAUGGGAAACAUCAUGUCUUUGGUCAUCUAAAUUGGAGGUUUCUUGUAAAGGAAUUAAAACUUGAAGUUUCAGUCUGGAAGUUUGAAAAAGUGUUUGCUUCUUAUAUUGGCAUAUACUCUGAAAGAAAGGUGCCUAUCUAGGCAUGUGAAGUAUUAGUCGGAUUUAAAUGGUAGGGAAGGGGCAGAGUCGUCUGCAGUUGCUGAAGUCUUGGUUUAGAAUGAAAAUGUUUGUUUUUGUAAUAAGAGUUGAAGCACAUAUGUGAUUGUGAUCGUAAAGAAGCUUGAUUUUUGUAGAAAAGAGUAUCUAAUGAUGAAUAUAUGAACAUUUUGAAGUUCCAGGUUGGGCGAUCCUUGUUGCAUUGUUGCAAAUAUUCCCUUUGUUUGAUCCAGAAAAUGUGGCAUUUUCUCCACAAGUCUUUGGAUUCUCGUAUGCUGUAGUUUGUGCACUGCUAGUAAUAGGAAAAUUUAUCUAUUGCUGAUGAAGCAUAGGAUAGUGCGGUGAUUUAGGUGUUCGCAAGAUUGUUUCCUUUGUGUUAUAUAGUCUCGGCUUGCAAAACCUGUCUCCUUGGUAAUGCUUAUAGAUGAUUUUUUUUUUUCUUAAGGAAACUUGGUUUGACAUCUCAGUACAACUAACACCAGUAAGAUCACCUUUAAUACUGUCAAAAUCCUCAUGUGUAAGGAUCGGAAGGCUCAGCUAACUGGGGUCUGGGUUGCAGUAAAUAACCACGGGUUAGAAGCAAAUCGUGUUGCAUAACUAAAGGUUUGAUGCAACAGUGUAAGAAUUUCUGUGUAAGACACUAGUCAAAUUGAGUGGUAUUGAUAUGGCCCAUGUAAAGUUUACGUAGCAUUCAUUAAUAUAUAAUUAAACUAGGCUGUUUUACUUUCCUGCAUAAAAAGCAACAUAGUAGAACACCUUUCACAAUUUAGCCUUUACUAGUAUGAUACACAGAGUUCACCCCCCAUCCCUAUACGAAGACUGGGUCAAAAUAUUUUGGGUAGGGGACAAAAACAACAAAGUCAUCACCCAUCAGAAACUAACUGUUCGAAAUUCUUCCCAGUUCUUCAUUUGUAUCCCUUUGUUCCUUUUGAAGAAUGGAUGUGGCUUAACUGUUCUUCUCAUUGAUGAGGUAUUUACUUUGACGAUAGUACGCCCUCAUAUAUUUAGUCACAUUGAUUUGUGGAAAACCACUGAUUUAAGUGCACUUCAUCUCUCCACCACUUUCAAUGCAUCUAUUUGUUUCAGUACAUGUGUGAUUUUGUUUUUUAUAUCAAUCUUUGCUAUAUGAUACAGCCUAAACUAUUCUUUUCUUUGUCCAAUUCAAUAUGAUGACUAAUGCUUGAAAGUGAUUGUGAAAUAUCUGCAUCGCCUGCACCCUUUGGUUGUGGUGGAGGAUUCCUGAAGUAUUCUGUCUGGGAUGAUAUUGCCAUCUGCUACUGUUUUGUUUUUUCCUCAUUAGGGAAUAUGAUACGAUCCUCUUUAGAAGGAUAGGAUUGGGGCGAAUUAGGUGGGAAAUCAAAUUGUAUUGAUCAAGCCAACUCUAACAGAAUAGUAGAGGUAUGGGCGUCAGAGUGACGGUUCUUACCAGAAUAUCAGAAAGGGAAGAGAGAACUGAGAAGUAAGGUGGGGAAUGGGAUUCGAGAGGAUCCCCUGCCUCUCCUAGUCUGAACUUUCCGUCCCUUAUUCUGUUCCUCAUAGCACCGUUUAUAUUCCUCUGUCAUUCUCAUCUGAGCCGUCGGAUCUGUGGAAGCCUCCCGAAGCUUCUCUUGACUGCUUCGCAUGUGACCUCCUUUUCUGUUGCACGUAACAGAAUACUGAUCAUAAUGUAUUUUAUUUUUCAUUCAUACUUGAGAGAUUGCAUUCGUUUUUCCUUUUUUGUCUGAUUCUUCAGUCUUUUUUUGAUCCUAAGAGCUCUUAGUUCUGAGAAAAAUUAGACAGCUAACAUUUGUUCCUUGGGUCAAUCCAAAAAUUUGGAUUCUCAUUUUUUAUAGGAUUGCAAGUGGGGCUAUUAUUAUCCUGAUUGGAAUGACUGGCAGAUUAUUUGAGUUUUAUGCCAAAAGAGAUAAGCUUUGGUCGUGCAUUGUUGGUCCCUCAGUAGAACCAUAUAAGAAAAAGCUCUUCUGGUUUCAGGUAUAGGAUGUGAUUUUUUCUGCUUAUUACCUACUGCAAAAUAUUUUUUACAUAAUAUGUAAUAAGUUUUGGUUCGAUAGGUGAUAAUGGUUUUGCUAUCAUCGGUUAUGGUGUGGGUGUCCACUUCCCACAGAUCUCAGAAGAGAGGACUGCUUUUAUUGCAUCAGAUAAUUAACUGGUUCCUCACAGGUAGACGUAGCUCUCUUCGAGAAUCUAUUCUGCAAUUGUUUUUUCAUGGUUGACUGUAAGAUCGAUGUCAUUAAUUCAAUCUCAAUAGGUCCUCCCCUCUACAUAUUAUUUGCCGCUAAUUUGUCUGAAACGAAAUCUAGUAUUAGCCUAUAAAUGUGAUGAUUCUUUUAGUUUCUGAUGGCAUCACUUAAUCACGAUCUUGGUGAUUGCAUGUGACUAGUUAGCAAACUAGGCACAUUAAAUUAAACUUAUCCAAAUAGAGGUACCCAACUUAUCUGCUGAUUUCAUUUUUACUGUGAACUGGUCAGAAUAAUCUUGCUUAGAUCUUUUUAUUUGGAGAAAGUUGCCUUUCACUAAGUUUGGUUAAGGUCCAUCAACAUAUGAAUUGAUUGCCGAAAUCAUGGUGAUGCAUGGAUCACAGCGCCUGGAAGAAAAUAUUCUAGAAAUUCCUGUGUAUAAAUGUAUUGUCAUUUCUAUAUGGCCGAGUUUAUAGUUUGCUCGCACAUUGCAUCCUGAGUUUUGUUUCUCAUUUGAUGAACAAGUGGGUCAGUGACACCUGUGCUUUUAUUUUUCUGAUAUUAGCGUAGGAAAUCUCAACCUUUCUUACAAGUAGCUGAAAUGUCUCUAGUUGGGGUAACAUGAACUUUCUAUUUGUUCAAAAGAUUUCUUGACUUCUGUAAAAUAUGAAAUUGUUUGAAGCAAGCUUGCACUGACAGUUCUUGUUUUGCUUUAAAUGUUCUUACCUUUUGACAGGUGUUUCUAUUUUACUACCGUUACUAUCAUCAAGCAACCUCCUUCCACGCCUCACUUCUAUAUUUUUGGGUUUUGCUCCCCCAUUUCUUCUACUGUGUAUAGGGUAAUCCUUCUUUAUAUUUUCUGCUUUGAAGUACAUAUCUUCAAUUUUGGCUUCUUAUGAUUCUGAUUCUUGUAUUUUCAUGUUCAUGAGAAUCCAGUUAUGAAGCAGUCUUCUACAGUGCGCUUUCUCUUGUUCUUCUGGGAUGGAUAUUAGUCGAGUGUAUAACUCUUAAUUCGACCACCAUCACUCAAGUCGAAAGUGUGGAGGAGAAGUUCAACCUCAAAGAUAAUGAAAGAUGUCUUCGCCUUUCUGACUUAAGAGUUCCAUUAAUUUUUGUAAGCCAUCUUUUACGUUCCUCAAAAUUUGCUGUCUAGUUCACAUUUUCUUUUCAUUUGUCCAAAAUUCAGUGAGAACUUUAAUCACAAGAUUGAAAUAUUGUCCUCAUUGAAUGUAGAAUGACUUUUACCACGAGAAGAAGUCAGAUUUCUCGUUGAUUUCAUUUUCCUCAAAAUUGGUCACUUUUGUUCUCCUCCCAUCCUCUCUACAUGCAUUAGAUCCAAAGGUCCACCGCAAGUCAUCUAGAUACUAAAAAUCAUUUCUGAAAGGCAAAACAGAAAAUGGAAUAAAUCAAACUCACCUGAAGUCAUUGUCAAUCACCACUGACUCCUGGUCUGCUGACCCUCAUGGCAUCCACAGCCACCUGGAAAGUAAUGGAUUCAGGGUUAGAGGUUUAAUUCGAAUUUAUAAAAAAAAUCUUCGUUUGGUGUUUUCUUGUGUGCAUGCCUUUUCAAAAGAAAUAUCUUUAUAUGCAUUAUAAAAUUAUGAAAUAAAUACCCGUAUUUCUUCUUUUUUUAUGUGUUGGGAUUUUCUAAGAUGUUCUGAAAUGUGGUUCAGGAUUAUAGGCGAUGUUGAAUCAUCAUAUUGAACAUAGAAAUACUAUUUGUCACCAGGUAGUCAUUGUGAGGGGUGCUAUUCCACAGGGCUGUCAAACCCAGUGUUUCAUUUGUCUAUUAGGUAGUAAGGCAUCACGUCCAACAUAGGAAGCAGAUUCUGUGGAAUUCCGUGGAGCCUUCAAAUCUAGUAUUCAUUUCUUAACUCCUAUUUGUUCCAAGGGUGCUAAAUCCAGACUCAAAUGAUGUUCUUUCUUGGUGGCAUUUUUGUGGUCAGUCUUCUGCAGCAAGCGUAUUUCCUGGAAUUUUGCUUCCCGUCAGUUUCCAUGGCAUGUAGAAUACGAAGGUCUGAUAUACCUUGCUAAUGUGCAGUAUGAUGAGACGGGGAUGCCUUAGGCUCUGACAAUCUCUUCUGGGAAGGGGAAAUGGUGAUUUAUCAUUGGAACAUGGAGACACCCUAGGUUGACUACAUCCCAAGGUUCCAUUCUACGCAAGGGUGGUGAAACCUGAGGUUAUUAGGUGCUUACCUUGAUUGUAGUUGAGAGUUCCUCUGAAUUUAUGCACGUUGAGGCAACAGUAAUCCCUCUUCGUGAUUUGAGAAUUUUCUUAUGUGCAUUGUGGAAUUGUCGUUGUGAUUCCAUGUAUGGAGCUUAAUCUGAUGGAUGAGCUACUGGGCAUUAUUAAUCAGCAGUCAGAAAAUCCUUACUUAACUCAGAGGACACUAGAUGUGCUUUGUGUUGUAUGUGAUAUAUUACAUCAAAUGUGCUAUCUUGAUUAGCCAAAAUUUUGAAAGAUACUCUUCUGCCUUUAACUGGGUAUCAUUGUGCCGCGUUAAACUUUACUCAAUUCUUCUGGAUGGCAAAAUAAUGCAUCUUCCCUAAUUUUGAGUCGCUCUUGCUUGUACUAUCAAAUUUCGUUGCAGAUGGUAUAUUUUUCUGUACUAAAAUCGUGCAUAAAUAACUUGCAGAUGGUGUUGUUUAAUGUUGCUUUUUUUGGCACGGGUAACUUUGCAAGUAUUGCGAGCUUUGAGAUUUCAUCAGUUUAUAGAUUCGUCACGGUAUUCAGUGUAAGCAUAAGUCUCUUGCCUUCUUUUUGGUUAAAUACAGCUAGAUGAUGUUGCCUCUGACUGAACUUUUCUCAAUGCAGCCAUUUUUCAUGGCAGCGUUGCUCAUUUUCAAGUUAUUCAUUCCGUUCAUGCUUGUGAUGUAAGGACUUAUUUAAGCGUGUCUAUGUCCUGUUGUUCUUUUGAGUCUAUUGGGAGAUGCACAUUUAAAAUCGUUUUGUUGUACAGAUAGAUGUGUAUAAUUGCUUGAAUUAAUAAUAUUUUAUUCUGAAAUCUCUGUUCAUUCUGGAUUAGUUCACCCAAGCUGACUAGAACAAGUCAUUUUCAGUGAGAUGCAUAAAGGCUGAGUAGUUUCAAUAUUCGUAAUUAACUAUAUCCAAUGGACCGAUAUAUUAGCUUUUGAACCUCAGUCAAAAGGUCUCAUUAUUUUCAUAUUUGAUGUGUGGUUGUGUAUUGUUCAGUUUAGUUAGGAAUAACUUGUUUCAUUGUUGUUUACAGAUGCGUAUUUAGUUCAAUAACAAAACUAAUCCAUGUUCCAAGAAUGGGUUGCUACUUCCUUGUAAUUUUGCUAUCGGAUAUCAUGACGAUUCAUUUUUUCUUCCUGGUAAGGAUUCUUUCUUUUUUAACAAUAUUUUGUUUUUGAAUUCUAUUGUAUUUAUGAACCGUUAUGCAUCAAAGUUUAUAUAGCUCUGUGUUGUUCCGUCUAGUGAAAGAAGUUCAAGUAUUUGCUAAAGUUGGAACUUGAACUGGUCAUCAGUCAUCUGUAAAAUACAGGGAAUGUAAAAGAAUAGCUCCCCCGUUCAAGUAAUUAGAAAAUGCUCUUCAACAUAGGUGGACAAACCAUUGUAGGCAUUUGCCUGAAUGGGUCCGCGCAAAUGAAAUGAGUUUUCACUCAGAAUUAUGCAUUCACCUUUUCAUAUUCCACCUCAGAGAAACCUUGGUUGCACCACUUGCGCUUAGUUUCUAUCUUUCAGCUUUGAUCUCAACAGUGAAUCAGAAUAUUUUAAUGACUAGUAUACGACCAGAAACUGUCCAAAGUCUUGUCUAGAGUCCGGCCUGUCCAGGUGGACACUUAGUUCACUCGUACAUGCCUUUAGCUGCUGGAGAGAUUGGGAGAGAAAUUCUCAUCACUAUUGUGCAGUGGGUAACAUGACUGGAUGCUGAAAGUAAACCUUCAUUUGGCAAAGACUGUACUACCCACACAACUGCUUGUAAAUAUCGUUAGUGUAACCUGAGCUAGCUCUCUCUAACACAUAUUUGACUCUACAGAGGACCUGCAACCUGAACUUGUCUAAUUGAAUCUCCAUCUGACAUCAGGCUCUUCCAGCGAUAUUUUCAUAUCCAACAUUGGUGCCCCAAUUUUUCUUAUCAGAUGCUCCGUCAUUGCUGGCAUUUGAUUAAAUGGAUUGACCCUCGAAUUCCAUGUUCACCAUCUCCAUGAAAAGCCUUAGCCUUCUUUAGUGACUCAGUACAACUCAUAGGUGCCGAGAGGUUUUGAAAGUUACAAGAUCUCCAUGGGAUCAUCCAAUGAGUCAGCCAGUAAGUGAUGGUUGAGAACUUGUGAAUGCCACAUCACAGAGGAAAUAUGCUUUUCCUUGUGAAUUUUGUUGUAUCACAUGUUUUGUCUGAUCUAGUUUGAGUGGUUUUGAUCUAACAUAGGCCAUGCAGAAAGGGAAGGUGCUAUCUAGGUAUCAAUGGCCUAAAGAGAAUCCGAUCCUUGGAAAAUUAGAUGCCUGAUUAUGUUGACUUAGCGGGCUUAAUAGUAGGUAGAACUUGGGUUUAAUUAUCCUUAUUAUCUUCUAGUAAUGUGAUUAGCGUGUCACUUGGUCUAGCGGUCAUGUAACUUGAGAAUGGAUUUUCGAACUAAUAUAAGGUUGAGAUUGAAUGAUCCUAGAAGUUAGAUGUUAGGAUUCUUGAGGUUUUCAACGCCAAGUAGCUUCUUUCUUCAUUCACGCUGCCUCAGUCUUAGGGCUUUGCCCCAUGUUUUAGGGUUUUUUGAAGACCCUUUAGAUGCAUGCGAAACCUCUUUUGUGACAGGAGUGAUUGAAGAUGGUUCUCAAUGAAUCACAUGCAGUUACUGGCUGGGCGGCUUUGAAUGUGAAUGUAAAAGUAUGAAUCGAAUUUGAUUCUUUAUGAACAAAGCUAGGAUCCUUCUGAGACAAGGGCUUUAGUCCAAGACUUCAACAAAGCACUUGUAAUAGGAGAAAAUACUGAUGGUUGAAGUAGUGAUGUGGGUUGUGGAGUAUGACACCUCAAAAGAAGGAAUAACAACAUCUAGAAUUCCAUAAGAAGAGAAAAAGGGAGAGGCAGUAGAGGAGAGCGUAGGUGCUCGUUAUUCUGUCGGCUAGGUGUCUGAAAGGAAAAUUUAUCUAAUUUUGUCUGACCGAAUUCAUUUAUUUCUUCUAGGAGUUUAUUAAAAUUGAAAAACUGGGAAACUGAUUAAUUAAUCUACAAAGCUAACCAACUAAGCAUCAUGGGUAUGAUAACGAACUAACAACUCACAGCCAAUCUAUUACAGCACGCAUCAAGAAGGCUUCUCCAAUAGACUAUAAAUGAAUGAGUGACACGUCAGAGCUAGUCAUUGAGUGGGGAAGCGACGUUCUGAACUGCCGCUGAGUUGGCUGAACCAAAUUAGGAAGCUAUCAAGGUGUCAAAUAUGAGUUGACGCAAAUCAAACAAGAAUAAACAUUUGGAAAAGAUUUCUGUCGUAUAAAUUCAUGGAACCAUUGUUGGCCAUAGAUAAUUACCCUGGCUUCAUAAAAGGAAAACUACCUAGGUUGAAUCCCACGAUUUAUAGGAUACUCAACCAAAUUAGGAAACUGGCCAACAACCUAACCAACAUAGGAAAAUUACAUAAAACCUAACCCUAGUUAUAGAGUUUUUCCCACACGAGUCUUGGGUACAAAAAGGGAGAGUGCAUGAACGAGUGAUGGCAACCAGGAGAGGCUGCACAAGAAUGAACGUGUUUAGGAUCUAAUUUUCUGUUCUGAAAUCAAGGUGUGUUUCAUUGGCUAUCCAGAAUAAUGUUAUUUUAGUAAUUGUUUUUCCAAAAUCUAUGAAACUGUUUUUUCGUCACCAAUCGAACAUAAGUGCUUUACUCUUUUACGGUGUAACUAAUAAAUCUGGGUCUUAGUUUUUGACAACAUCUCUGCUCCGUUUCAAAUCUACAGGUACAAAACACUGGAAGUUGGAUGGAAAUCGGUAAUAGCAUAAGUCACUUCGGAAUCAUGAGUGCUCAAGUUGUUUUUGUAUUGUUUCUGUUUGCCCUCACUAACAUUUACACUAAGGAUAUCAAAGUCAUGUCUUUUCCGUUGGCCUCUCUGAAGGCUAUGUAG